This is a messenger RNA of Abrus precatorius (Indian licorice), 2704 nucleotides long. RefSeq names its product interactor of constitutive active ROPs 3-like. The transcript is spliced from 3 exons. The record is from RefSeq and is a predicted model, not a curated record. The coding region runs from base 1 to 1860 and encodes 619 amino acids. Lineage: Eukaryota; Viridiplantae; Streptophyta; Magnoliopsida; Fabales; Fabaceae.
AUGCAGACCCCAAAGACAAGAAGUGGCUCCUCUGAAGUACCUCAGAAGGUGUCUCCACGUGCUGUGCGCCAACUCAAGACUGCUUCUCUAGACAAUGACUCUGUAUCUUCUGUAAGUCAAGCUACUAAAUUAUCAAAGGAAAGGAGCCCCAAAGUCAGUGACCGUAGAUCACCCAGAAGCCCAGUUCCUGAGAGGAAGCGCCCCAGCCGAAUAUCUGAAUUGGAAUCUCAAAUUUCUCAACUCCAAGAUGAUUUGAAGGUGGUGAGGGACCAGCUCAUUUUGUCUGAAUCAUGCAAGAAACAAGGUCAAAAAGAUGCUGAGGAGUCCAAGGAGCAACUAUUAGCAUUAUCUGCUAAACUUGAAGAUUCACAAAAACAAGUUAUGGAGCUGUGUGCUGCUGGGGAAGCUCGUAUUCUUGAACUCCAGAAAAUUAUAGAAGAACGUGACAUGGCAUGCCAAUCUGAACUUGAGGUCUCCAAAAAGCAACUCUCAGUUGACUCUCAUGCCUUGGCCUCUGCAAUGAAUGAAGUUCAGCUGUUCAAGACCCAACUUGAAUUGGUAGCUAAUCAUGAGUGUGUACAAACUCAACAUGCAGAAUCAACAGAUAUGGAGCUACUAACCCUGAAGCAAAAUUUGUCAGAAGCGCUCUCUCUUGUGGACAGCAUGAAAAAUAAAUUAAGGGACUGCAAAGAAUCUGAAGCUCAGGCCCAAGCAUUGGUCAAUGCAACUAUGUUGCAACUUGAGGCUGCAAAAGGAACUGUUGAGUUCCUAAGGGCUGAUGUUGCAAAAGCUGUUGAUGGCUACAAUUCCAUUGCUUUAGAGUUGGAGCAGUCUAAAGCAAAGGUGAACUCUCUAGAGGCACUUGUUAGGAAACUUGAGAAAGACCCUAUCAAUAAUAAAUGCAACCAUUCUGAAAAUCUUGCAGAUGAUCAAAGAUUUGAGCACCAAGAUGAAAUAUUGAAAGAGGGAGAGCAUCCUAAUUACAUGGAAGCAGAAAUUAUAUCUUUGAAAUCUGAGGUUGGAAGACUGAAAUCUGCUAUAGACACUGCUGAGUCUAAAUACCAAGAAGAACAGAUUAGGAGCACGGUGCAGAUCAGAAAUGCUUAUGAACUUGUGGAGCAGAUAAAAUAUGAAUCAGGUGAGAGGGAAUGUGAAUUAGAGGCUGAGUUGAACAGAAACAAAGCUGAUAUUGAAGAGUUGAAGGCUAACUUAAUGGACAAGGAAACUGAGUUACAAGGUAUUGUGGAGGAGAAUGAGAACUUGAGUUUAAAACUUGAAAAGAGUAUGUUAUCCCAAAAUGAGCAUGAACUCAGAAAGGAAAUUAAAAGAUUAGAAGAACAUGUGGCUGAGUUGAAGGCGGAUAUGAUGGACAAAGAGACAACACUGCAAAGCAUAUCUGAAGAGAAUGAAAUGCUGAAGUUGGAAAUCAACAAGAGGUUCUCAGAUGGUGGGAAAGUGAGAGAGGAAGUUGCUGCUGAAGUAGAGGGUGCGAAGGCUGCGAAACGUGAAGCUAUCAUGAAACUUGGCAUUGUGUUGGAGGAAGCAGAUAGAAGCAACAAGAAGGCUGCAAGAGUGGUUGAGCAACUAGAAGCAGCACAAGGAGCAAACUUAGAAAUGGAAGCAGAAUUGAGAAGACUCAAGGUACAAUCAGAUCAAUGGAGAAAGGCUGCAGAAGCAGCAGCUGCUAUGCUUUCAGCAGGAAACAGUGGGAAACUCACAGAGAGAACUGUGUCUUUGGACAACAACUAUAAGUGUUCACCCUAUGCUGAUGACAUGAUGGACGAUGAGUUCCAGAGAAAGAAAAAUGGUAACAUGCUGAAGAAGAUUGGAGUCUUGUGGAAAAAACCUCAAAAACAGUGAAUGUCUGAUUUAUGAUGUGUACUAAAACUGUGGUACGAUAAUUGUGUUCAUGCGAUGUUUAUGUCUUUUGCAAUUUUGUCUGACUAUGUAAAUCCUGUCUGCAUCUGAAACUGUUUGUGACAUGUACUUGCAAAAUUGUUAUUUAGUUAUUGAAUGAAUUAAGCUCUUUAAAUAAUUUCCCUUUCCCUCUUGGACAAAAGCUUUUGCAGCUUGCUUAGGUUUAAUUAUUUGUUUGGGAAGUUGUGUUUUACACUUACAGAGCUGUUUUUAUUAUAAAAGGUGACAUCUGAAUUUUGCUAGGAAAAUUCACUCAAUAUUUUUUAAAAUUAUAACUUCCCACAGUUUCUGGUUUUUUAAUCCUUAUAUAUAUAUAUAGUUUGGGAGCAACUGUUUUUAAUCCUCUUAAAAAUAAUGUUUUGAAUACUUUCAUAUUGAUUUUGAAAAUUCUAUGCGUAAACAUUUUUAUAUAAUCAAAAUGAAGUAUAUAACGUUUAAAGCACUUUGCAUAAAAUGAAGUGUCACUUUUGGGUCAGAUAAACAAAAUUCAAUCCGUAUUUGUUUUAUUAUUUUAUUUUAUUUUGUCAAUGUUUUUUUAUUAGUGAGAUAAAUAAAAUAAUGUUUUGAAUACUUUCAUAUUGAUUUUAAAAAUUCUCUCGGUAAAAUAAAUAUUUGAUAUAAUUAAAAUGAAGUAUAUAACCUUUAAAGUACUUUUCAUAAAAUGAAGUAUCAUUUUUGGGUCAGAUAAAUAAUAUACAAUCCGUUUUUUGUCAAUGUAACUUUUUUAGUGUGUACCCAAAAUUGAAAAAUACAAUUGUUUUGGUGAAUACAUCAACGGAACAAAAGC